GUUGGAGUUCGACCUCACAUAAAUUCAAACUCCAACGGCUACUUUCCUAACCAACUUCUUUCACUUUUUCCUCUCACACUUCCAUCUUGUUCAAACACAUACGUAUUUCGGCAAAGAACACACACACACACACACACUGAUGAUAUCGAAUUCCCCAACCUCUAUCUAAUGCGAGCUGAUUUCUUGAAUCUGGGAGAAACAGGUUUUGUCUGCAGUAGUCGUUGCAAAAUCAGAAAAUGGAUGCCGUGUAUCAAGAACUUGACGAGGCUAAAGCUGAGGUUGAAAAGCUGAGAGAGCAAUAUCGUGUUAAAGUUGAAUUAGCUGAAACUUUAAAGAGAUCUCACAAUGACCAAGUGAGCAAGAAUAAGGAGGCAAGUUUGAAGUUAGAGAAACUAGCUGAGGAACUAAAUGAGAAACGAAGUGAAAUCUCUACUACCAAGCAAAUGUAUGAUGAGCUCAAGUCUAAUCUGACAGAGAAAGAAUCGAUCAUCAGGAGUAUUACAUCUGCGCAUGAUAAACUUCGUCUUGAUUGUAAUGAGAAGCUUCACAAGUUCGAAGAAGAGAAUAAGGCGCUGGCAUCGGCUUUGGAUGAUUCAAAUGGCAAAAAAGAUUAUCAGGAGCAGCAGAUCUGUGCGCUUAAACAAGAGGUUGAAGGACUUAAGAGGCUUUUGAAUGUUUCGCAGAAGAAAUGUUCAGAAAGAGAGAGUGGGACUGUGGCAUCCAAGGAUUUGGGAGUGAGAGAAGAUGCUUUCUUCAAAUUAGAGGAGAAAAAGAAGAAGUUAGAAGAUCAGCUGAAAUGGAAGAAGGAACAGUUUGUUCAUUUAGAAGAAGCCCAUGAGAAGCUUCGAAAGCAAUUUAAGAUGAGGGAGAAAGAGUGGGAAAAGGAGAGAGCUGAGCUUCUUCAUGGCAUCUCUUCUUUGGAGACCAAGUUGGAAUCUCAAACUAGAAUUUCGCAAGAUCUUCAGCACCGACUAGAGAUGUGCAACAACGCUCUAGCUCAUGCAGAGACCAAGAGGAGAGUCUUGGAAGUUGAGCUUUUGGAAUCAAGAACGAGCUUGGAUAAUGUCUGUGCUGAAUAUGAUGAGGCUAAGUUGAAUUUUGACAACUUAGUCAUUCAAAGGGAUCAUGACAUCGCAACUCUGAGAAGCUCGUUGGGGACAAAGGACAUACUAUACAAAGAGAUGGAGUAUCAAUUCAGGAAGCUGGAGCAAGAGAAGCAAGAGCUACUCGUUUCCCUGAAAGAGCACCAAGAAGCUCAAAUUCGUGAAUCGAGCUUUUCUUCAGCUUCCAAGCUUCAAAACAAGCUUAAGUCUUUAGAACAGGUGCACAAGGGGUGCUCCACAAAUCUAAAGGCUAAAGAAUCCGAAUGGCAUUCCCAGAUGGAGAAGUUAUCACAAGAGUUAGACUACUUCAGGUCUGAAGUAGAAAGCAAGGAUUCGUCGUUGAAUGAGCUAAACAGAGAGCUGGAAGCUUGUGAUUCUUUAACAAUGAAGUUGGAAUUACUGAACCAGGAGACUUCAUUGAUGCUACUGAUUUUAAAGUCGGAGUUUUCAGAAGCCCGACUCAGACUUGGUGAUGAUCAUUCUUGUACGAAUCUGAAGAACAAACAGGUGGAGGAAAAUAUGUGCAAGUUAAUGCAACAGUUGGAGCAAAAGAAGGCUGCUCUUAUCAGUGUUCAAGAAGAUCUUGAGGAGGAAAGGCAGAAAGUAGUGAUUUUGUCGAAAAAGGUGCAGACUCUCGAAGAACUGCAGUUUCCUCUUCAGAAAGAGGUUGACAGGCUCAAGGAAAUGCUCAAGGAAUCAACUUCUUCACGGCUGCAAUCCAAAGAGCAAAUGCUGCUCAUACAAGAUGACUUGAACAAGGUUCGUGAAGCACUCGAGAGAGCAGACGAAGAACUUUAUGAGAAGUUCCGUGAGGCAAAUGAAAUAGAAUUUGAACUGCGGAUAUGGAAAUCCAUGGCUGAACAGCUGGAAGCCAACCUUAAGCAAAAUCAUCAAAUGCGUAAAGAAGUUGAAGCUUCUCUCCUUGCACAAACGGAAGUGGAGCUGAACCUUAAGCACGAGAAACAAAACCUUAGUCAUCAACUUGAAGAAAAGGAUAGAGAAAUAGACAACCUUCAGCAGCAGCUCGUCAUGAAGGCUACAAUAGAAGAAGCCUCAUGUUGGAAUGCUGAAGAAGAUUCGCUUUCUGAAGCUGAUGUGAGGAAGAGUCUUCACCAGCUUGUGGAGGAGAAAGACCAGAGAAUAUGUGAUCUGCAGCAGCUUGUUGCAUCAUUGGAACGUGAGUUUGAUAGUUCCAUGACCUCGUUCUCUUCCAGGCUGUCGCAGAUGCAGAGAGAGAUGAACGUUCUCCAUGAAUCUUGGGAAAAGAUCAAGGCAGAUGGAGUGCUGAAGGAGAUGGAGAUUCAAGAGAAGAGCAUCAUGAUCAUCGAACUAGAAAAUGAUCUUCACAACCUAACACAGAGAGUGGAUCAGCAGAAUAGAAUUGAAGAUGAAGUGCAGAAGAAAGAGCUGGAGAUUCACAGAUUGGAAUGCGAACUUGAAACCAAGAUUUCCAUUUCAGAGAAAACCAUCAAGCUCUUAACAUCAGAAAAUCAGAAUUUGAUUAACACGAUUGGAUCACUCUCUGAGAAAAUGAACAAAUUAACAGCUGAAGAUCUUCAGCUGAUGGAAAGAUUGGGAAAUAUUGUGAAGUCACUGCCUGGAGAUGAAGAACAGGAGAACAUCAACACUUUUUCAUCUCCUACUACUACCAUUAAGAAAGUUGAAGCAAUUUGUGAUGAAAGGUCGCCACUGAGACUCAUUACCAUUGUUAACAAUUGACUAGCUUCAGGUUAACUUUUACUUGUUUUUUAUUUAUUGACUAUUUUGGUUUUGUAUAUUAAUUGAUUUUUUCUACCAUUAUUCCA
Molecule: messenger RNA, 2908 nt
Organism: Salvia miltiorrhiza (redroot sage)
Lineage: Eukaryota; Viridiplantae; Streptophyta; Magnoliopsida; Lamiales; Lamiaceae
Exons: 2
Coding region: 237-2822 (861 amino acids)
Source: RefSeq, a predicted model, not a curated record